Messenger RNA from Cuscuta europaea, 1673 nucleotides. The record is from the annotation of a GenBank genome assembly. NCBI's taxonomy places the organism in Eukaryota, Viridiplantae, Streptophyta, Magnoliopsida, Solanales, Convolvulaceae.
AAGAAUAAAAUCAAACCUGAGAUUGUUCAUCGCGAAUUAGCGAUCGUUUUUUUGGGUCUUUUGGUUGCAGAGGAAUAUAGGUGUAUCAAAAGAUUAGUCGCUUUACAGCUCUGUAAAUGGUGGCGAUUGAUCAUGGAAACACGACGGUGAAUGAGAAGGAGCACUCUAGGAAACGCCGACGUUUGGCUUGGGAUGUUGCGCCAGAUACUCCAGGAAAUCGAGGAAUCGAGGCCGAGGGAAAGGGUAUAGAAACACAUAGAGUAGAGGUUCCACCUCGGUCUCGGUACCUGUCACCACCUAAGAGAGACGAUAACCACGAGGGCCAUUACGUCUUCAGUCUAGGCGAAAACCUGACACCAAGAUAUAAAAUUCUCAACAAAAUGGGUCAAGGCACCUUUGGUCGAGUUUUGGAAUGUUGGGACCGUCAAACCCGAGAUUUUGUAGCUAUUAAAGUUAUACGAAGCAUUGAAAAAUAUCGUAAAGCAGCAAUGGCUGAGGUUGAUGUGCUCCAUCGUCUUUGUGAGAAUGAUACAGCCUAUUCACAUUGUGUGCAGAUACUGGACUGGUUUGAUUAUCGCAAUCAUAUAUGCAUUGUGUUUGAGAAGCUUGGACCAAGUUUAUAUGAUUUUCUGAAGAGAAAUAGGUACUGCCCACUUCCUGUGGAUCUGGUUCAGGAUUUUGCUCGUCAGCUUUUGGAGUCUGUGACAUAUAUGCACCAUUUACGGUUAGUCCACACUGAUCUAAAGCCAGAAAAUAUACUCCUUGUGUCUUCUGAAUGUGUGAUGCUUCCAAGCUUCAAGAGGAGUUCAGUUGAUACAGCUGUCAAGUGCUUGCCAAAAUCAAGUGCUAUUAAGGUGAUUGAUUUUGGUAGUACCGUGUUUGAUGACCGGAUUCACAAUUCCAUUGCUUCCACAAGGCAUUACAGAGCACCCGAGAUUAUUUUAGGUUUAGGAUGGACCUAUCCGUGUGACCUGUGGAGUGUAGGUUGUAUACUUGUUGAACUUUGCACGGGUGAAUCGCUUUUCCAGACACACGAUAACUUGGAACAUUUGGCAAUGAUGGAGAGAGUGUUGGGGCCUCUUCCUGAUCAUAUGGUUCAACAGGCAAAUCGAGGUGCGCAGAAGUAUUUUAAAAGAUCAAGAUUGAAUUGGCCCCAAGGGGCAGUGUCAAGGGAGAGCAUCAGAUCAGUUAAAAAGUUGGACCGGCUUCAGGAUCUUGUAUUGAGGCAGGUGCAAUCCUCGAGAUCAUCAUCUUCAUCGUCCCUGAUUGACUUGUUACAGGGCUUGUUGAAGUUUGAUCCAUCCGAACGUCUCACGGCCAAAGAGGCACUUAAGCACCCAUUCUUUAGAAAUCCAGCCACCUGAGAAAAUGUGGUGGUCCUUGUUUUAUCCCUAGUUGAUAUUGUUGCUUUUCAGUUUAGAGAAUUUUGAUCUGUAUUGAAUUGGUGGCUCCUCACCUUUACAGUUGCUUUACAGUGUGUGUAACGAGUUUUUUAAACUGUGUCAAUCAAUAAUAGUUCUUCCAUGUAAACAUAGAGCUGUGAGAUGGAUUAACGUCAGAAUAUUAAUGGGGCUGACUGCUGAGGCGAUGAUAGGUGUUUUAUAGCAAGUGCAACUGUGCAAGGUGAUACCUUUUUUUACAUCAAAACUUAAAAGUAAGAGUGUUUAUGGACU